UGGCAACAACCAGCCAUACCUAUCGCCCAAAAGUACUUGCUUAUAGUCCAUCAACCACUGCUCUCCCAGUCUCUUCAAGUGUAUUCUCCCUUCCUCUGUUUCUCCUCUUCUCCUUCUCUCCAACACCUUAUGGUCGUUUGAUGCUAGUAUCCUUUUAUUUGCAAUAUACGCCUGUCACUCCACCUUUGGCGUCUCUGCUCCCGCUUAACGGCGACCCUGGAUCCUGACCCUCCAUUUUGCUACUCUUCGCUCACCUUCACCACCAUUUUCUUCGUUCUUUGACCAGACUUGUACAGAUGGCUCGCCUCUGCAUUCCUGGGUUCCUUUCCAUGCGAGCAGGCCUACUGCACGAUUCAAGACACAGCUGGCCGUUAGUUCAUUCCCCAGUCGUAUUGUCUACCGUCAGAACCCUCCUGCUACACUCCGCUCCUCUGCUGAGAUACGCAAAGGUCCCUCGAGGGACACCUGUCGACCACUACCACCAGUCGACCGGUGCCCACCAAGCCUCCAAUCCUAGCUAUACAUACGACUCGUGUUCAAAGGGCGAUUGUGCCAGUCGACGCUGGUCCUUGUCAAACCUGUUUCAGGCCGUAAGGCGGUGGAGAAGAAGCGCGUUCGUUUCGGCGAAGCCACGGUCGUCUCCAUCUCCUCGCUGGAUUGAACUGCCCGAUCACAUCUUCGGCGUCUCGUCGUGGUUUGGACACCUGCAAGGGUGGGGCGUAACACCUCUCUCCGAGCCCGACGCGGAUGGUGACUUGAAGUAUACAACUUCUAGGGGCUCCGACUCCUAUGAGAUGCUUAUUUCUCAUGACACGGGCCCUUGUGACGGGCAGAAAUGUGCGUGGAAUGCCCAGGGUCACAUUUGGUGGAGGCACUCCAUGUAGACUCCUCCUAUGGUCUUCGAGGAGUGGCUCACUCCGAGAGAUCAAAUAGAAGAAAGGAGGAUUUGCUUUGUAAGUUAUUCAUUUCGGACUCGGGUCUUUCGUUGUAAGACUCUUGCCCACGUUACUUGCCCCGUAUUCAUUACUAUGACGUUUUAUGUUGUCGUUUAAUUUAUUAAUAUCCCUCUUUCCAUUUUCGGCUGGCUCCGGUCUUCAUUGAAGACCAC
This is a messenger RNA of Aspergillus alliaceus, 1108 nucleotides long. RefSeq lists its product as uncharacterized. The coding region runs from base 297 to 884 and encodes 195 amino acids. The record is from RefSeq and is a predicted model, not a curated record. The transcript has 3 exons. NCBI's taxonomy places the organism in Eukaryota, Fungi, Ascomycota, Eurotiomycetes, Eurotiales, Aspergillaceae.